GGGAGGUUAUCUGGCGCCUGUAGAAGCUCGGCUAACUCUGUCCAUGUCCACAGAGGUGGCAGGCAGGUUCCUGGUGUCAGAGACCUCCACACACCUGCUAGUGUUUGGCAUGGAGCAGCGGCUGCCGCCCAACAGCGAGCUGGUGCAGGCGGUGCUGCGGCUGUUCCAGGAGCCGGUCCCCAGAACCGCUCUCCGGAGGCAGAAGAGGCUGUCCCCAUACGGUGCCCGGGCUCGGGUCACCAUUGAAUGGCUGCGCUUCCGCGACGACGGCUCCAACCGCACCGCCCUCAUCGACUCCAGGCUUGUGUCCAUCCACGAGAGCGGCUGGAAGGCCUUCGACGUGACCGAGGCCGUGAACUUCUGGCAGCAGCUGAGCCGGCCGAGGCAGCCGCUGCUGCUCCAGGUGUCGGUGCAGAGGGAGCAUCUGGGUCCGGGGACCUGGAGCGCCCACAAGUUGGUCCGCUUUGCAGAGCAGGGGCCGCCGGGCGAGGAGGGGCGGGGCGAGCCACAGCUGGAGCUGCACACGCUGGACCUCAAGGACUAUGGAGCUCAAGGCAACUGUGACUCUGAGGCCCAGGUGGUGACAGAAGGCACGAGAUGCUGUCGCCAGGAGAUGUACCUGGACCUGCAGGGGUUGAAGUGGGCUGAGAACUGGAUCCUGGAGCCCCCAGGCUUCCUGACCUACGAGUGUGUGGGCAGCUGCCUGCAGCCACCGGAGGCCCUGACCGUCAUGUGGCCGUUUCUGGGCCCACGGCAGUGCAUUGCUUCAGAGAUGACCUCCCUGCCCUUGAUUGUCAGCGUGAAGGAGGGAGGCAGGACCAGGCCUCAGGUAGUCAGCCUGCCCAACAUGAGGGUGCAGACAUGUAGCUGUGCCUCGGAUGGGGCGCUUAUUCCCAGAAAGCUGGAGCCAUAGGCACAGGGUGUGGCCUCCCCAAGGAUGUGACUUUCAUGUGUAUCUGAAGUGCUCAUUAUACCACGAGGUGGGGGGGAUUCUGAAUCCCUGCUAGGCAAAUGCUCCUUGUGUGCUCUGCAUUUGCUUCCUCGGAAACCAGCCUUCAAGGAACACGACUCUCUG
Acomys russatus (golden spiny mouse) is the source of this 1075-nucleotide messenger RNA. RefSeq names its product left-right determination factor 1. The record is from RefSeq and is a predicted model, not a curated record. The transcript is spliced from 3 exons. Gene Ontology annotation, molecular function: cytokine activity; transforming growth factor beta receptor binding; growth factor activity. Gene Ontology annotation, biological process: BMP signaling pathway; SMAD protein signal transduction. Lineage: Eukaryota; Metazoa; Chordata; Mammalia; Rodentia; Muridae. Gene Ontology annotation, cellular component: extracellular region. The coding region runs from base 44 to 913 and encodes 289 amino acids.